Messenger RNA from Trichoplax adhaerens, 2730 nucleotides. RefSeq lists its product as uncharacterized. Gene Ontology annotation, molecular function: peptide binding; zinc ion binding; metalloaminopeptidase activity. Gene Ontology annotation, biological process: proteolysis; peptide catabolic process. The transcript is spliced from 18 exons. Bases 1 to 2730 code for a protein of 909 amino acids. Gene Ontology annotation, cellular component: cytoplasm. NCBI's taxonomy places the organism in Eukaryota, Metazoa, Placozoa, Uniplacotomia, Trichoplacea, Trichoplacidae. The record is from RefSeq and is a predicted model, not a curated record.
AUGAUUCUACUUGCGCUGUUUAUUACCGCCGCUGCUCGACAUCAUAAAUCUCAAACGUCAUCGCAAAAGCACGGACAUUCAAGAGUCACUCCAUCACCGACUUUGCCUUUUCCCUAUAAAAGUUUUCGAUUACCGGCGUACAUUCGUCCAAACCAUUAUUUAAUUGACUUGCGCCCGAACUAUGAUCAGCUAACAACUGCUGGUAACGUUUCAAUCAACGUUACCAGUAGUAAAAAAUCGAAUUUUAUUAUUUUACACAAGAAACAUGUCAACAUUCUUGACGUUAAAGUCUCAGAAUUAAAUAGCAAGAAAGAUAUCAAAGUCAUAAAAACUGAUGAAUAUCACAAAUAUAAUUUCUACUACAUCAAGUUAGAACACUACUUACAACCUAAUAAAGGCUAUCUUAUUCACGUAAGAUUUACAAGUCAAAUAAAGACUAAAGUACUUCAUGGAUUGUAUCGCAGUCAUUACCGAGCAGCAAGCGGAAUGACCAGAUAUUUGUACAGUACCCACUUGGAAGCCACUCACGCUCGAGAAAUAUUUCCUUGUUUUGACGAACCAGCUAUGAAAGCAAUUUUCACACUGACAAUCACUUCACCUCCUGGCUAUACAGCUAUUUCCAACAGUGAAAUUCAUAAGAAGAAAGUUUUACAGAAUAAUUAUACAUUAAAUGAAUUUCAUCCUACUCCUCCAAUGAGCACUUAUUUAGUUGCCUUGGUAGUAUCUGAUUUUAAAAACCUUGAAGGAAGAACUAUAAAUAACGUUCGCGUUAGAACAUGGGCAAAUCCGCUUAUGUACAAGUAUACGAACUAUUCGUUACAUGUAACAAUGAAGGUCAUCCCUUUCUAUGGAAAAACGUUCGGGGUAGCCUAUCCUUUGCCUAAGAUGGAUCUGGUUGCUAUACCGGAAUUUGCUGCUGGAGCUAUGGAAAACUGGGGAUUAAUCUUAUACAGGGAAACAUCAAUGAUAUAUAAUAAAUGGGUUAAUACUUUGCGUACAAAGCAGUGGGUAACUGUUGUAGUUGCACAUGAAUUAGCACAUCAGUGGUUUGGAAACUUAGUAACGAUGAAAUGGUGGAGUGAUAUUUGGCUUAAUGAAGGUUUUGCAGCCUUUAUGGAACAUGUUGGAACAAAUCAUGUUGCCCCUGAAUUUCAAAUGAUGAAGCAGUUUCUAUUGCGAAAUUUUCGUCGGGCACAGUAUGCUGAUAGUCUUCCUACGAUACAUCCUCUUGUAUCUACGGCAACUAAUAGCGAUCAGAUCGAGUCCUUAUUUGACAGUAUUUCCUAUAAAAAGGGAAGUUGCCUUAUAAGAAUGGUGCGGGAUUAUUUAGGCAUACCAAACUUUAAUCAAGGAAUUCGCCAUUAUUUAUCUACGUAUAAGUAUAAGAAUGCAGAUCAUAAUAACCUAUGGCAGGCUCUGCAAUGGGCUAGCCAUGGUAAAGUUAAUAUCUCUUCGAUGAUGAGUACUUGGGCCUUGCAACCUGGCUAUCCAGUAGUAACUCUUGGAAGUCAUAAUAACAAUGGUACAGCAACUAUUAGUCAGCAAAGAUUUCUGUCUGUUCGAAAAUCGAAAUCUGGGGAUUACGGGUCGAUAACUGCCUCGUCCCUUUGGCAUAUUCCCAUAUCAUUUCAGACAAAAAAUAACCGGACUGGUAAAUUCAUGUUGUUGAAAAGGGCCGAUAUUUUUCCGUGGAAAAAUACUGAUGGAUGGAUAAAAUUGAACUCUAACCAAAUCGGCUAUUUUACUGUUAAUUAUAACAUCCAAAAUUGGAAUUCGCUGACAGAUCAGUUAAAGAAAGAUUUCUUGGUGUUCAAUGACAUAGAUCGCUAUCAGCUCUUAGGCGACACUUACAUGUUAGCUAGGCCUGGCCUGCUAACCAUAAAAGUCUUCCUUAAUAUGACAACCUACCUAUUUAAAGAAAAAAAUUAUCUUCCCCUAUACGCCGGUUUAUAUAGUUUAAGCGUAAUCAAGCAGGCGAUGUCAUAUAACAAAAUUAUCCACCAAAAAUUCGAGGCAUAUAUCUAUCGUUUGAUACGACCUCAGAUUCAGAGAUUAGGCUGGAAACAUCAAGCUUCGUAUUUGCAGAGUAAAUUACAACAUCUAAUUUUGGUCUAUGGCGUUCACUACAACGAUAGUACAAUAAAGUCAUAUAGUUUAUCAGCUUAUCAUCAGUGGGUUUAUAAUAAUACCAGACUGCCUACGAAAUUUCGUAGCCUUAUCCUAUCGGUAGCUAUGAAAUAUGGUGGGCAACCGGCAGAAAAAGUUAUGAUGGAUAAAUAUUUACAUACAAGUUCAUCAUCUAUGAAACGUUUAUACUUUGCAAUAAUGGCUACAUCAAAAGAUCCUACAUUUCUAAACAAGCUAUUGGUCAUGACUUUGGAUCCCAGUAAAGUAAGAAUUGAAGAAACUGUAACGUAUAUGAGUUCUGUUGCUAGGAAUUCUGUCGGAUCUAAACUCUGCUGGGAAUUCUAUAAGAAGCAUUUUCAAAUUAUUCAUAAAAGGUAUAAUUCAGAAUCCUUUUCGUUAUCUCACUUGAUGAAUUCUCUUACUUCCCGAUUUAAUACUGAAGCCCAGUACAAAGAGGUAAAGGACUUUUAUCGUGUGCAUAAUAAUGUCGGCGUGGCAAAAUCUACAAUUCCAAUUAUCCUAUCGAAAAUCCGAGCUAGAAUUGAUUGGAAGAUAUUAAAUGAGGCUGAUGUAAUACAGUGGGCAAACAAACAUUUAACUUAA